AUGGACCGAGACAGCCGGGAGCUUCAAAUGCUCCAAGAUAUUGCCAUCAUUGAAACCGUCGCCUUUUCUGUGAAAGAAGUAAGACGCCUACUCAGUCAAAGAAAACCUGGUAAGUCUCCUGGACCCGACGGAAUUCCUGGGCUGAUGCUUAAGGAGCUAUCAACGGAGCUGUCAAAGCCUCCUUUGACUCUCUUUGAGCUGUCAAUGAGAACAGGAAGGUUGCCUUCACAGUGGAAAACAGUUAACCUCGUUCCCUUGCAUAAGGGAGGUAGCAGGAUGACAGUAAGCAGCUUUAGGCAAAUUAGCUUAACUUGCCUCCCUUGAAGCUCUAAUAAAGAGCGCUAUGCAGCAAUUUUGUGAAGAAAAUAACAUCUUGCAGGAUUUUCAACAUGGCUUCCGGAGAGGACGUUCCUGCCUCUCAAAUCUGCUAGCUUGUCUGGAGAUCUGGACCAGGGCUCUAGAAGAGGGUUUUGAGAUCGAUGUCGUGUACAUCGAUUUCCGCAAAGAUUUCGAUACUGAUCCGCACCAACGUCUUCUUCACAAAUUGAGCGCCAUCGGCAUCCGGGGAGAUCUUCUGAACUGGAUUAGGGCGUUUCUUGUUGGUCGGAAACCACGUUUGUGUAUUGGAGAUGAUAUGUCAGAAUGGGUGAACGUGACCAGUGGUGUGCCUCAAGGCUCAGUUCUGGGACCAUUGUUCUUCAUCCUUUAUGUUAACGACAGCCUUCAGGGACUCGACUGCGGCAAAAUAAUGUUUGUCGACGAUGUUAAACUCUGGCAAGUCAUUAAGGAUGCGAAUGAUCAGAGUUCCCUUCAAGAUAAUCUGCACCAACUGCAAGCGUGGUCGAAAAAAUGGCUUCUAAAUUUCAAUGUGGAAAAGUGUGCCGUCCUUCAUCAGCGUCCAACCAACUCUCAUUCAAAUGAGAGCCUGAGGGCGUAUCACCUGAAAGAUAUAAGGCUCCCUGCAGAAUCUUCACAGAGGGAUCUCGCGGUUUGGAUGCAGAACAACCUGAAACCAACACUGCAGUGCCACAAGGCUUCAAAAACGCCAUGGGAGUGCUGCAUGCAAUAAAAAGGGCUUUCGGAACCUUUGACCAAGACCUUUUUGGGAGAGUUUACGGCAAUUUUGUUCGGACCCACUUAGAAUAUGGCAUACAAGCGUGGCGAGCAUGGCUAGUAAAGGACUAAGCAUGCCUCGAACGGGUACAACGACGUGCAACAAAGCUGGUAAACAGUCUAAAAAGCCAAUCCUACACAGACAGGCUGAAUUGCCUUAAUUUAUUUCCUCUGUGUUACAGGCAGCAAAGUGCUGAUCUUAUACUCGUCUACAAGAUGAUGCAUGGCCUUGAGCAUGGACUUAAAUUUGAGGACAUGUUUCAGUGGCACCUUUCAUCCAACCUUCGUGGCCACUCGAUGAAGUUACGGACAACAAUGUCCAGGCUGAAUCUUCGUUUUGAAUUUUUCACGCAGAGGGUAGUGGAGAAAUGGAACGAUCUUCCAGAGUCAGUCGUGGAGGCAACGUCUCUGCAACUCCUCAAGAAACGCUUGGAUGAUUAUUUGUGUCCCCUGUUUUCCCUCGAAUGUCUGGAUUUGAACAAAUACCCCACGACCCCGCAAAUAAUUUCUCUGAUACAAUGCUACUCAAAUGAAUCAAUUACUAUUUUAUUAGCGAUAUUUUUAUUGUUCGUGUACAGUUAUUUCUAACGAGCUGACAAGUACUCAAUAGGGUUUUCAACGGCUUUGCCUAUCAUCCUUAUCACAUAAACUGAAAUAAACCGAAAAAAGCUGAACGACUGCGCUCGCUCAGUCGUACUUCGCCGAUACUAGUUACGCUUUUCUCCUUGAUAGAAGUCGAUUUUAUCUUGUCGAAGAGGAAGUCAACUGGAGAAUUCUGCCGUAAUUUGCAAUGCUCCGUCUCGCCUGACCUCACACCAAUCCAGCGAAGACUGAAGUAAUUUAACUUGUCAAAAGCCAACACCGAGUUGACGACACCUAUUGUCAGUUUGAAUAAGUCUUUUGCAACACCAUCUGCGGCCUCUGCACGUCACGGCAUAGUCAAUUGCGUAGGAAGUCCGACUACUCUUGAUGCUGAGAUCUUUAAACACACCAAAACAUUUGGUACAAACACGCCUCUAACGACUCCCCCAGCAACCCCUAGCGAGCCUAAGCAUGUGCCUAAGUCAAAGGUGAAUCCAAUUGUCGUCUCAGCCACUCGGACACCCGAUAAAUCCAUCUGCAUUAUAAAAAUCUUUUCUUCCAUAAUCGGCUAGCAGUGCCUCAAACACCCCGACUCAAAACGUAGCGUGUAUCCAACUGCCCCCCAGCCCUCAUAUCAAAGUAGUUAUGCCGAAUAUGCCGACAUUCCAGCCUUUUAAUAGAACUCUUGCUCCAAUGGAAGCGAUGCGCCCCCCACCCCCUAACACUGUUUCCUCCACGACCGUAUCACCAAUGCAUUCAUUAUGCUGAUGUUCAUGUUGGAUCAGUUAAAUCAUCCGCUCCUGAAUUCCGUUCCGGCGGGAAUACAAUGCGGUAUCUGGCCCGUGUAUUUCCAGCUGAAAAUGAGUUAGCUAUCAAUCGUUACACGCUUCCCUGCCCGUAAUUUCCUCCCACAAGUCCUACUCCUUUCUAUCCGCGUCAGAAUUUUUAGAUGCCACAAAAUAUUUUGCAGAACCGGAUGGGUACGUCCGGACCGUGUGUUCCGGGGGUGGCAAAGCGAUGGACGCCGUAGCCCACCUCCCUCAGAAACAAACAACCUUUCCCAUCAAACUUUUUGUUCUGCACGCCGGAUCCUUGCUAAAUAAAGUGCGUUUGCUUCAGACUGGUGUUCGUCCAUUGUCCAGAUGCUGUUUUAGUAACUGAGGCGUGGGCAUCAGCCUCCGUAGCAGACUCAGUACUCACUAUUCUAGGCUAUACUUGCAUUCGAAAUGAUCGUCAACACGGCCGUUGUGAAUGCAGCUGCGUCUACGUUAAGCAAACACUUACAUGUGUGCCGCUGGACCUCCCGCAUUUUUCCGCAGUAGAAGACAGCUGCUGGCUCCAGGCUUCACUAAAAAAUAAGUUAUCCUUGCUCGUCAGCUGUGUUUAUUGCACUCCUAACGCCAACGACAAUUUUGAUCGUUUACUCUCACAGGAAUUUCAUGCUGCGACAGACUUAAGCUUUGAGUAACAAUUAGUUGCGGGUGACUUUAAUCGUCCUUAGUUCCGCUGGUCUCCGCCUUCAGGCCUCAGAAGGUUCGAAGACUUUCUUCAGGCUGUGGAUGUUGGGAUGUGGAAUCAGGUUGUCGAUUUUCCCACCAGAUGAUCAAGCAUACUCGAACUAAUUUUCUGUAAAGGCUGCAUGCCUUCGUCAGUGUCAUCCCUAGGCCCACUAGGGGGCUCAGACCAUGACAGAGUUGCUUCAACGUUGGAAAUCGAGGCUGACAAAACGUUGUCCACAAAGUAUAGCUUUUUCCGCUAUUUCCGAUCAAAUCGCUCGACCGAAUAACUAACGCACCUUAAUUCCUUCGACUGGAAUGAUUUCCUCCUUAGUUCCAAUGUACAUGUUGCCGCUGAAAAACUGUACGAAAUUUUGGAUCCGCUCAUUUCUCAUUUUGUCGCCUGUUAGAAAAUUAUUAAUGUGGGGGAUGAGGUUUUCCUACCCUUAACCUUUCGUUGCAGGUUGCACUGACUUUCUCGUCAAUUCCAACUUCAGAACGACGUUUCUGUUUUUCCCUUGAUUUGUGAUUUUUUGAGCAUGCUAAAUGAUCGUCUGCAGAAAAACGGUUAACCGAAGAGGUCUAAUUCGCUGAAAACUUUUCGUUAAAUAUCUGGAAACAUUUUUCCCGCAAAGUACGAACUCAAAGAGAGACGUAGCAUCGCACCCUCCGAGACACCGUCGAGAAUCCUAUAGUUAAUGCCCAGUUAACCGCUGAUAGCUUCAAUGAUUUCCUGUCCAAAACGUUUAUUGAAGACUCGACCACUCCGCUUCCGACCAUCCAGGCAUUGACCGGGGCAGUUCUCGAAACUGUAAAUUUCUUUUUAUGUAUUGUACUACGCAUAUAUGUAUGUACGGUGCUUUCGCAGAUUUGUACUCAAAAAUAAAAUUGCUGGCAUUUACGAUGUUAUCGGGUCACAUUUUAAUCGUAAGCCUAAAGUAAUGCUAAAGGUCACUUUAAAUUAGUGCGGAAGGACUGUAUAUGACAGUUUUUACAAAACUGCCUGUGCACAAUCAUGCUGUUAAAGCCGAUUUCUGUCAAAAACUAGACAAACAAGUUUUCUUCUAAACACACUAAUUGUGUCAGCCGUCAUCAUCUCGCUAGGAAGCGAGUUCCAGGGUCGGACAACCCGAUGACUGAAUGAAAAUCUUCGACGGUCUAAACGCGUGCGCUCAUUCCCGACUUUGUAGGCAUGACCGCGUAGUUGGUUUUUACGACCGAACUCAAAGAAGUCCUCUGCUCUAAAUGAACAACUCUGGCUGCGGACCAUCCGGAACGUCCAAAGUAGAUUGCAGUUUAUUUGUCUAUAAGAUAGGGGGAAAAAGCCAAGCAAAUUCAACCUCUCCUGAUAAAAUUAAUGCUUUAGACCGUCGACCAUCUUUGUCGCUCUGCGUUACACCUGUUCGAGUAAGUCGAUAUCCUUUCUCAUCCAUCGUGAAGCUGCUGGCAUUCCAUACUCUAGAUGAGGUCUUACAAAGACACCAAAGAGUCUUUCAAAGAGUUCGGGAGGAAAUAAUGUAAAUGCGCGUCUGAUCCAGUAGAGAGUACUAGUUGCCUUACAGACCAUCUUUCUACAGUGUUCUGAUGGCGAUAGAUUUGUGGUCGUCCAAACAUCGGGAUAUUUGUGUCUUUCCUCAGUAUCUAACCUCGUCCCGUCAAUAUAGUACUGGUGUUUGGGAAAGGCAAUGCGGCCGGUGUUGAGCUAAAAUACAACGCAUUUGGACACGUUUAACUUCAAAAUUCGUCCGUUCGACCAAGCACACAGUUUGUCGAUUUUCGAUUGCAACUUCUCUGCGUCAUCAUCGCACUUGACUUCAUUUCAUAUUUUUAUGCAUCCGCGAACAUGAGGGCCUCACAAUGCACUUCGAUGAUGCUGUCAUUAACAUAAAUCAGGAAGAGUACUGGGCCAAAGAUAAAUCCCUGUGGGAUACCACUUUCAACCUUUGCCCAUUCCGAGGUAGAAUUAUUAACGACGACUCUUUGUAGUCUGGAGGUCAGAUGACUCCUGAUCCACUUAAACAUUCUUCCUUGAAUUCCUACAUCCCAGAUGUUCUGUAAAAGAAGCCAGUGUCGGACACUGUCAAAGGCCUUCUUGAAGUCAAAAAAUAUGAUAUCCACUAGAAAACCCUUAUCGGUAGCUAGUGUCCAUUUCUCGUGCGAGUAAAGAACCCUCAUUAGUCAGGAGAGCCCUGGACGUAAGCCACAUUGGGCAUCACACAAUAUUUUGUUCUUUCCAAGUAUUUCAGCAAGUGUCUUUCGAUAAUGCGUUCCGUUAUUUUACACGCAAUGCAAGUAAGACCGACCCGAUGAUAAUUUCCGCAGUCAAGUCUUGACCCUCCUCUAUGGAUCGGAGUAAUGAGUGCGCACUUCCAUUCUUCCGGGAGCUCACCGUCUUCAAAGGACUUUUGAAAUAUUGCGGAUGAUGGUUUGCACAGUUCACUAGCAAGGUGACGAAGUGCUAGUGCGGGAAUUCUGUCCGGUCCAAGCGAUUUGGCGGGUUUCAACCGGAGUAGUUCGGCCUUAACUAUGGUCGAUGAAAAGAGUGGUUCCUCGGUUAAGCAGGGUAGGGAGGGGUUAGGAGGGGAAAGGGUACUAGGAGGAGAGGUUGGUUAGCGAACGGACAGAUGGGCAAAUAUAGAACUAGGUUCUCGGGUAAGGACGGACUAAAAGAAGUCGGAAAGCAGGGACGCUUUAACCUGGUCAUCAGUCUCCACUUUUCCAUCUCCUCCUGAGUUCUUUUAGUACUUCGUAUAUAUAUACUCUAUGGCAUGUGGCUGUCGCGAUUUGGCGAUUCGUGGCGCAGAACCUGAUGGUGUUCCAGUAAGCACUUUGAAAGCCGAUACAAAUACGAUUUUCCCAUCCCUCUUAUGCAAGAUAUUUAAUCUCGCUCUUGAAAGUGAAACCGAAUCUACCUUGUGGAACGGAUAACACAUUUUGCCCAUUUCCAAGCAUGGCCAAUCUACGUCAUUUGAUGACUUUCGGCCAAUAACCACCCUCCCUGCAGUUCUGAAGAUUUUAGAGACAUUGCUUAAAGAUAAGAUGAUAUGUCACUUAACAGGGAAUAACCUACUGAGAGUUGCUCAGCAUGGAUUACUCGAAGCUCGGUCUUGUGACACCUUUCAACUCUCUUUCUUUGACAAUGGACUCCAAUCUAGGGACAGCGGUUUUGCACUUUACACAGUGCAUUUCGACUUCACUAAGGCUUUUGAUCCUGUUGACCAUACUCUUCUUCUAUUGAAACAGUCCUCUUUCGGAAUAGGUGACAAAAUUUUGAAUUUUAUAGCCUCUUACCUGGUUCCCCAUCGGUUCCGUAAAAUAACCCUGACCUUCUUACCGACGCUCUGAUACCCCCUUACUGACCGCAAGUUCGUUGUGUGCGUGCAUGCGUGUGUCUGCGGGGUAGAGUGUAGCGGUGUUCAGUUGUGGUUUCUCGCGAUGGUUGUAGUAUAUCGCUCGCUUGGUUGCAGGUGUAGACUACACCUGGCGUCCACUGACUGGCACCCAACUCUCACCUGUGGCUUCGGGAAGUGCAGCUCGGCCUAGAAACCAUACCCCGCUAACCGUUUCGACCGGCAGGCCAAACCAGGCGAGGUUAUCCGUGCGUGCAUCACCGCACACUGUUAGUCGGUUCCGCUGGUUGGGUGGACCAUCACCUCGGCAUCUCCGAGACGAGACUUCGUCUGUAACGCCAUAGGAGGCCACAAGGUAAGUGACCUCCAGGUAAGCGAACAUUGCUCUAUUGGAUUGCUUUUUGUCUGCUUGCUUGGUUUUAUCCUUAUUUAAGGUUAAUACCGUUCUGUAUAAUUUUUCCGCUCACCGUUUACAAUUCAGCAACCACUAAGAUUAGAGAGGGAUGAGAACCUCCGCUUCCUGUCUAUCUUCCCUUCCCCCUCCCCUUCCACCAUUCGAAUGUCAUACGGCGAGGGCGACAGCGGUCACAUAGGCGGUCAGGCUAACUCGAGUCGUCCUCCCACUAAUUAAAGUUAUAGCCCAUAGUGGAGUUCGGCAGCCGUCUGGGAAAACUGAGGAACCCUAUUUAGGCGGAACAAUGCUUACCCCGCAAGAAAAAAUACCCUAGACAAAUGUUGGAAUCACGUCAUCUACGCGCUAACCGUGGCUUGCAGACGAAACACACAUGGUUGGAACAACCAAACUCGAAACCAUGCUCUCUUUCUCUUUUCUUUAUUCCUUCCGCCUCACCCUACAGACUAGUAGGCCUAGCCUGCUCACUCUGGCAGCCUGGAAUGUUCGUUCUCUUUUAUGCAAUCCUAGUAGUAACCGACCGGAACAGACGACAGCGCUAGUGACUCGGGAACUGGCGCGCUACAAGUUGGACACCGCUGCACUCAGCAAGAACCGGUUCUCCAGAAAAGGUCAAUUGGAGUAGGUGGGUGUCGGCUACACCUCAUUUUGGAGCGGUCGCUUCAAGUCAGGACGACGGACGUAGGCGUCGCCCUAGUCAUCCGGAACGACAAUGUAGGUCGAACGCCCUAUCUGCCGGAAGGCAUAAACAAUCGCCUGAUCACCCCUCGCCUGCCUCUCCAGGGAGGAAAAUGCGCCACCAUCGUCAACGUUUACGUCUCCUGAUGACCAGUCUUGACAGGAGAAGAAGCAAAUUCUAUGAGAGUGUGCACAUCCUCCUGGCGAAUGUGCCGAAGGCGAAUGAGUUAAUUGUUCUUGGUGACUUCAACAUCAUCGUCGGCUGGGCCCUCAUGGUCGCCACGGCUUCAAUGACAAUGGUCUGCACCUCUUACGAACCUGCGCAGGACGUUGGCUCACUCUGACUUACACCUACUCCCGUCUUCCUAUGCGAGAGGAGGCCAUAUGCAUGAACCCUCGGUCGCGACCUUGGUACUUGCUGGACUGCACCCUCCUGCUGAGGCGAGACCAGCGGGACAUGCUGGUGACAAAGACGAUUACGAAUUUUGACGAGUAGACCGACCGUCGUAUCGGCAUCUCGAAGUCGGCUACAGCCUCUCAGGAGAUCUCAAAAUUAACGACCUCCAGGUGAGCUAAAUAUAGCUUUGUUGUCUUUGCCUGCUCAUUAUUCCAGACAAUCUUCCAGUCGCUGCCGCCGCCGCCGCCUCUCCGUUGAGAACCGAUGGUGUCAGCAGCGGGAUAAAGUUCCGUCGACGGCCUUGGUUGUCCUCGGUCACACACGAGGCCAACAUCAGGACUUCUUCGAUGACAACGACGCCGCAAUUAGCCACCUGCUUGUCGAGAAGAACUAACUGCAAAUCGCCUACGUCAACCGCCCAAUUGACACCAACAAAGCAGACCUCUACCGUGUCCACCGACUCGUGAAGCAGCAGCUGUACGAAAUGUCGUAGGCCUGGUCGGCUCGCAAAGUCGGGGAGAUUCCAGGGUACGUGGAUUUCAACGAAUGAAAGAACGUCUUCGCUGCGAUCAAGGCUGUCUACGGUCCCCCAGACUAAGGCACCGUUCCUCUUCUUAGAAUCAACGGAACCAUCCUUGUCACCUAGAAGACGCAAAUUCGGCGAACAUUUCCGCACACUGCCCGACUGCGCACAAGCGUUUGAAAUCCUCAGACACAAAAUUAGAUGAAACUGGUUAACUUUCAAAGAUUUUUAUACGUCUAUACGUCAUUUAUGACCCAAUUUUAUAAUGUGCCUGUAAAAACACAAACAUUCCUAUACAUACUCCACUAUAAACCAUGACUGAAGUUUAAUUUAUCGUCUAUAAAUUAGAUCUUUCGGCUAUCAUGCGUUUUCAGAAAUUUAUCGAGAAAUUAUCCGCAAUAUAUCCCACAUGGGUAACCAAAACCAACAACUCAAAAAUUAAUAUACUCGUGUAGCCUAGACAACCGCAUAGCCAUUACAAAAAGACUUCACUCAGGAAGCAAAAUAAACCCGUAUUAGUAAAAGUUUACUCACGGACCGAAGCCGAGCUAGUACUACAAAUCCCUGAGGUAUACAGACGUCUGCGGAACCUAAACUCAUUCAAAGGUCCAGAUUUAACAGACAUGCACAGAUGUUUAUUUCAAGGAAAGGACGCCGGGUAUAAACACGUCAAUCAGCGUCCCGCCCCACCAACUUAACAUUAAGCAAGAACUUCUAAUUCUGGCACCAAUCAAAAGAAAUGCACAGCCCAGUCUGGACAAAACGAUAAAUGUACCACCCCGUUAGGCGAACCUCCAGUGAGUGCGUGUGACACUACCAACCAUUUUAAAGACGCGUAACUUCAAAAGCAUCUAGGACCGCAUCUGGAGUUUGCUAUUCAAGCAUGGCGACCCUGGACAGCUAAAGACUUGGGCAUACUUGAAAAAGUUCAACGGUAAGCAACGAAACUUGUAUCUGGGCAGUGGUCACUACCCUACGAAACGCGAUUAGCUAAUCUAGACCUCUUUCCUUUGAGUUACAGACAGCUACGUGGGGCCUGAUACAAGCUUUCCGCAUCGGGCGCAAUCAAGGCUGCUGUCUCGCGUUUGGAAACUUCUUCGAGUUGGCGACUACGACUAACCUAUGAGGCCAUCCACUCGAACUGCGUGUGGCGGGUGCCCGGCAAGACACCCGAAAGUUCUUCUUCUCCAACAGAGUGGUUGCAGCUUGGAAUGCCUUGCCUGAGGAUGUUAUUAUGUCGGGCUCGGUAGAUACUUUUAAAUGGAGACUAGAUCAGCAUUGUAGCGCGCACCACAAUAACGCCGGACUACGGCCACCUUGACAGCCAACGCUGUCAAUUUAGUGUUAUCACGAAGCUACUACCAACAUUUAAGUAAUAUAUGUUUAUGUGAUUUAUUAAGCUUGGGCCACGUCGCACACCACUGUUCGCAUUCACCACGAUGCCUGUAGACAAAACAAUUUUACUUCUUUUCCCGCAUUUUAAGUGUGCCUUAACUGUCCGCUGUAUUUGAUCAACAAAGCAAAUUAAUGUGCCUCCAAACUCUGUUAACGCAUGACAUUAUGUGUUCAUCUGCACAGUGUUUGCUAUUCCCCUUGCAUUUCUUUCAUGUUACUUCCUUUCCAUCUCCUCCAUAUAUAUCCUCUGCAUGUAACCAUUAGGGACUUUAAAGGUACACACCUACUUUCCCUGAAAUAUACUGAUACUGAUACUGACUGGUAGGCAGAAACAAACAAAGGAGACACAUCAGGAUACCAACACCAUACCGGAGGAGAAGGAAUACGUAGAUCCCGGACCCAGUCACGUGACGCCGUAGGAUAGUAAUAUGAGUUUCACUGCGGUACCCACAAACGAUCAACCAGUAGAAGGAACUGACCACCAAGCAAUACUUACAAUCCAAAAGGCCUUUUUUGUGUACACCAGCACAAGGAAAACGACCUAAGUAUGUAGAUAUAACAAAUAGGAGUUUUACAAACCCCAACCAGAAACAAAUAAUUUUCUCCAUUCGCACCUUCACUCCCUAAUAUCCACCUACAUGGCAUAGAAAUAAGCAAAACCACUCCAUCAUUUCAAUUUCCUUAACACCUAAUAAUAAUCCCACAAAUUACUUAAGCCUACCUAAUUCCCGGACUCAAACCUCAUUUAGAUACGAUUACCACCCAGUUAACCCACCUCUCCAUACGUAUUCUCAACCCAUACACCCCGACUUCAUGCACUCAAACUCCACCAUACGCAUCACCAUAUCCUCCAAGAGCUGCCCAGUUCCCUCCCUUUAGCACAUCACUCAACCAAAGUACCCUCGGAAAUCCGUUUUUUCACCACAUCCUACCUCUCCCAUAUCUGACAUCCUAUGUACAACCCUUUUAACUGCGAGAUCGAUUAUCCCGAAAAUAUUACAAUUUAGAACUUGCGUUGAAAUAUAUGACUCCGACAUACUUUGUAUUCCAGAGGCAUGUGCCAAUGAACUAAUAUCGAAUGCUUCGCUAUAUGUCACAAAUUAUAAUUUUCAUUGACAGGAUCGUGUAAGUAGACGAGACGGAGGUUGUCUGACCUACAUCAAACUACAAUUAAACAAAGCAGUCUAGAUGUUUCAACCGAAACAUCCUCUGGUUAAGCAUGCUUUGCUGCCAUUUAAUCUCAGAAGGACGAAAACAUAUAGUUGCAUGCCCCUGCUUCCCUCCAGAAUGUAGUUAUGACGACGCAGGCCUCAGCCAUCUAAGAGACAACAUAUUUAACAUAAAAACCGAAUAUGAGAUGAUUGCGUGUGACUUGAACCGCCCAAAAUUAAACUGGGUCAAAUUAUCAGCACCUUCUUGGCACGAUAAAUUGUUAUCUUCAAUUACUUUUCAAACUGGACUCAUAUAGUCGACAAACCUACUGGAGGAAGCAACAUACUGGACGUUAAUUUCACCAACGAUAUCUGACCUCUCUAUACGCAUUACCACUGCGUAACCUUUGAAAGUGGUCACAAAUUAAUAAUAUCGAUGCUUCCCCCAAACACAAAACCAGCGCAUGAUUUUAGUAACCGUCACAGAAAUCUCAACAUCUUGACGAGGACUCCGUGAACAGCUAUAUAAGGUCAUCAAAUUGGAGCCCAUUCUUCUAACAGCACCCCCUAUGUAAGCAGUCAAUCUCUCAUACGCUGCCCUAUGUGUGAUUCAAGAUAAAUUGAUAGAAGAAAGAUCCUCGCAUAAGAAGUCAUUAAUCCCAAACUUUCUUAACAUGAAGCUAAAAAAGUAAAAAACGCAACCACGCAGCAUCUCCAUAAGAUAUCCGUCAACACUCCGACGUAUAAGAAAAAUUCACGACCUAGUUACCAUAGUGGAAAUGCAAAGAAUUAAAGCAGCAGAACGCAGGUCAUUAGAGUCCCCUAAACGAACAGCUAAAAGUUUUUAAAAGCAGAUGAAUAUUUGCCGGAAGUCUCUACCCAGAUCUACCAUUGAUUAAUCAGGAUAAGUUAUAACAAAAGACAACCGGAUAGCAAACUUGUCCAACAAAUACUUCUCAAAAAACUAUACAGUCGAUGACGAACCGAUCCCUCAACCGACCGAGAUGACAGAACACACCAUUAAUGAGGUCUGAUCUAGUGAAGAAGCAGGUAAAGUAGCGACAAAUCAACUAUCCAACGCCAAUUCCUGCGUGACGGACAAAAUCCCUCCAGGCAUUCUGAAGCACACGACAUAUGCUCCCCUUUCUCCAAUCAGGUGCAAUUUCUCCAGACGUCUGGAAAUAUUCGAGCAUUACAUCCACUGCGCCCGCGGCAACGUCGCCAAAGCCAAACGCGAAGCUUGCAAAUUUCAACUGCGCCCACUCGCAAUGCCUACGUUCAACCUCCCUGACCUGCCCACGAUGCCAGCGGACGUUCCGGCCACCAGUCAGCCUUAUAGGACAUCUUCGUAUCAACGGCGACACCCGGCCUGCACCAGCUACUGUCUCCCGGUCCAACAAAUUAUCAUCAUCGACGUCGACCACCAACGCUGUCCGCACACAAGAAACCCCGCGGCUAUCGUUGUCGUCGUCGUCGUCGUCGUCGUCCUCGUCCUCCUCCUCAUCCUCCUCGUCGUCCUCCUCCUCCUCCUCCUCCUCCUCCCCCUUCUACUACUACUACUACUACUACUACUAA
Messenger RNA from Spirometra erinaceieuropaei, 12672 nucleotides. Lineage: Eukaryota; Metazoa; Platyhelminthes; Cestoda; Diphyllobothriidea; Diphyllobothriidae. The record is from the annotation of a GenBank genome assembly.